CAAGGCGGGGCGCCAGUGGGGGAGGGCAGUUUAAAGAUCCAGCAGAUGGCUUCGCAGUGUUCCGUUUGAACAGAACUUCUCGCAAAAGGAGCUAGGGUGUUAGUGCUAGACUCCUUUCACAUCGGCAUUACCGAGCGAACGAUUUGGUCUUAAACCUUGGAAACCUACUUUGAGAAGAACAAAUGCGUGGGAUCAGAACGGGCGACGGGAAAGAGAACACUCUGGUGGAUGACAUUGCUCGUGUUCUGUCAUGCUAUUCCGAACUGGUAGAAUGAAUCUACGGGUGUUAUUUGGAUUUGUGCUUUUAGCCCUUCAGUCAUCUGGUUUUCAAAUGGCUGUUGCACAGAAUGCAGGUCAAUGUGGUUCCAUUUCAACAAAAAACUUGGUUGCCAGUGUCAAUUCCAGCUACAAUAUAACCUGCUACUUUUGUGAAUUUGGUGCUGCUGAUCAGGUUAAAUGGAAAUAUGCUGGCAAUCUCCUCCCCAGCAGCUACUACACUAAGAUCACCUCCAACGUUAGCAUGGUGUCACUGAAUAACCUUGGCCUAACCAGCCAGCAAGGAGAAAAUCUGACGUGUACAUUUAAAACGGAGUCUUACACCACUUCGGUCAAGACUGGAUAUCCCCCGGAGGCUCCUCGGGAUUUGGAAUGUGUAACCCAGAACUUUGGUAAACUCAAAUGUUCUUGGCGCACAGGAAGAGAUACAAAUAUAGAAACAAACUACACUGUCUGCUCUUGGUUAGGAGAUACCUGCACUGAAGUGGGAGCUAAAACCUUUAUCGAGCGUGACUUUGUUGCAUUUCAAGAUUUACAAUUGCAGAUAACUGCUACAAAUGAAUUAGGCAAACAGACGUCAGAAAAAUUUCGAAAGGUAGAAAGUGACAUUGUAUUUCAACCUUACACACCAGAACUCCUCAGGGUGUUUAAAGGUCUAACUGACUUCCAGUUAACUGUGGAAUGGAAUGAAGGUGGUACAAAAUAUGGUGUGGGUUUAAAACUGAUCUUCGAAAUCCAAAUCAUCCACACACACACAAUGCGAGAGGUCUGGAGGGGGAAUUACAGUAGUGCUCUGGACUUUUCCCGGGACAGGAUCCUGCAGUUCAAUUGGACAUCAGAUAUGCCUCUCCAGUGCACAGCACACUCUGUGAGGAUCCGUGCUAUUAGUGGCGAGAGUGAAGUCCUAUUUUCUGGUGUCAAAGCUUGGAGUGACUGGAGUCUAGUCUUAACACUUGAAGGGCUAGACACAUUUAACCAAACCAAGGGUCAAGUCUAUCCCGUGGAUGGUACUGUUCUUAAGGCAGGAUCCAGCUUGACGUUUUGUUGUGUAGCUGGUCAAGGAAAAAAAAUUGAUGAAUUUUUGUUUAGUGACUUGAAUGCAUCAGUUAUUGAAUUAAGUGACCGGAGCCAGGCUGUCAAGGUCCAGAAUGUCACCCCCUCGAUAGAAUCUGGAACAAACGUUCUUUGCAUUAUAAACAAGAAGGAGUACGAAGGAGCAGUCAUAUUUAUUGGCUAUCCCCCUGAUUUGCCAAGAAAUCUCAGCUGUGAAACACGUGACUUAAAAACACUAAACUGUACUUGGGAACCAGGGAGGUCAACUUCAUUAGUCUCUAAACGUCGGACUAUAUAUACUCUCAUCGACAGGUCAUCAGAGAUCACCUUACCAUGUGAAGAAGCUUCAAAGAUCUACCCGAGUUACUGGUGCAGUUUUCCUAUUUCAAAUGGCAGUGGUGUAUAUAAUCUUUCAGUAUAUGGUAAAAAUCCAUUGGGGGAAGCUCAGUCCCAUAUAACAGUGGAUGUGAUCAGUGUGUUUCACCCUUAUGCCCCUCACCAACUGAGUGAAGAAGCCAAAAUAUUAAGAAGUAUCAAUGUAUCCUGGUCAGAUCCAGUAGAUUAUACAGGGAUCUCACUGCUUUGUGAGAUGAACAUAAGAGAUCAUUUGGGGAGCAACAUGUCAUAUAACUACUCUGUGCUUGGAGGACCAGUGGACGCAAGUCACGUCGUAACAUUAGACAAUUUAAGACCUAAUACGCGAUAUUCCAUUCAGGCUCGCUAUUCUGCUCAGCACUUUUGGAAGUGGAGUAAAUGGAGCAAUUUGCUAAAUUUUCUAACUGAGCAAGCUGCUCCAUCAACUAGCCUGAAUGUCUGGAGAAAGAUUAUGCCAAACAGGACGGUGAUGAUUUACUGGAAGCCACUUUCAGAUGCUGAGGCAAAUGGUCAAGUUUUAUCCUAUAAUAUAACUUGGAUGAAGAUAGGAAGCAACUUGUCAACCACAGUUGAGAGGUCAACUUCGGGUGUAGCAAUAGAUCUCGAUCAAGCUGCCUAUAUAAUUACAGUAAUAGCACAAAAUAGUGCUGGGACAUCACCGCCUUCUGUGGUUAGGAUUCCUGCACACACUAAUGAUGAACAUUUGGGUGACUUCAAAGCCAUUGGUGUUGGGGACGGAUUUCAUGUGACUUGGCUGAGGCACCAAGUUGAGAGCUGUGGUUAUACUGUCGAGUGGUGUGAAGUCUUGAGUUACUCUGCGUGUAACAUAAGUUGGCAGAAAUUUCCUUCAAACGUAACAGGUGCCAUAAUAAAAUCAGAUGACUUUCAAGUUGGAGUACGGUACAUGCUUGAGGUUCACGAGUGUAGGGAUGAUGGAGAUUACUUACUGAAAAGGCUGAUCGGGUAUACACGUGAACUGGCCCCAGCCGAAGCUCCAAAUCUGGAUAUUGAGGAAACCACGAGUGAUUCAGUACUGAUUAAAUGGCUUGACAUCCCCGUGGACAAACAGCAAGGAUUCAUUCAGGGCUUCAAGGUUUAUUACAGUAAACUAUACAACAAUUCGGCUUUCAAGCCUGUGGGUGGUCAGAAGCUGAAAACAGAUAAUCUACUGCCAAAGAUCAUAAAUGAUUCUAAUGCACGGACGUUCAAGAUCGGGGGCCUUGAGCCUGGGACGACAUACACUGUGGCACUGCGUGCCUACACCAGAGGAGGGGAUAGUCCCAGCAGAGACGUCACAGUGACUACACCAAACAGCCCCCUUGCUGUGAUUCUUGGGAUUACUUUGCCCCUUGUGGGAGUUAUAACACUGGGAGUCAUCCUCAGUAUCUUCUGUUACCGAAAACAAGAAUGGAUCAAAGAGACAUUUUAUCCUGAUAUUCCCGAUCCAAACAACAGCAAAGUUCUUCAGGAUGGAACCUUCCUUCAGGGAGUCAACUCAUGCAAAACUCUGGAACCAAAAGAUUGUACACCCAAUGAGGUGCAGGUUGUCGAAGAGAAGCAGAUUGGUUUUGACGUUGAGAAGGAGGUUGAAGUGGCUGAUGAGACUGAGGUAGUUCCUGAGGAUAUUUCUGAUACUGAGAACCAGAAUCAAGGUGUCUUAUCGUACAGUCCGCGUAGUGCACCUGUUGGGAAUUCAGGGAAGAUUAACCCAGCGUUUGAGGCAAUGGCCUCUCCAUCCAUCUAUCCCAGUGAGGUAACGUAUACAAGCAUACGAGGUCCUGGCUACCAGCAACAAGAGGCCAGGGACGACGAGGUGGAGGUGAUUGUCAAGUCAGGCUAUCAACCUCAGAUCCAUGGAGCCAUCGAUCUUCCACCAGUCAGGGAGCAGACUGAGGUGCAAGAACUAAUGCCUCGUGUUAAUGGCUAUCAGCCACAGGCCCACCGCCAAUCCUGGAGCCAAGAUUCUGGAGAGUUUCCACCGCCUGAGACUGAUUCCAUUGGCAGCCCAACUUCCAUCAACUCCCAAGCAUUCCUGAUUCCAGAGAGGAUGCUGGGAGAGGAUCACAGUUUAAGACCUGGUGUGAAAACAUGGUCCCUGCCCUUUUUCCAGAAUUCCAGAAUGACUUUUGACUCUAACGACAGCUGAUGAGAGACAUUGGACAAGGAAAGGUUUGGAUACAAGGGGAAGUGCAUCCAAACCUUUAUCAUCAGUUUGUGUCUCAUGUUUGCUCAUUGUGAAUUCCCUGCACCUUGUCCUGGGAAGCUAACACUACAAUGACUGGGAAUGUGGCAGCCUACUCGAUUUAGAUUGGGAACAACAAGCAACUUGUCUUGUCUUUAUUAUAUUAACGUCUUCUCAUAGUUUAGAGGCUGAAACUAAAUGAAAGGUCAAAUUGCAGAAAGCUACCAAUGAGGCGAGAAUUUGUAGUAACAGUUAAGCUCUCUGAGCCACAGUUGGCAUAUUCCUGAGGAGAAUACAGUCUGACUGCUGUUCCUGUCACUGUAUAUGCUAGAACCAGCUCAAGGAGCUGAAUGGCCUAUCUCUUGCUCCUCUCUGGGAAAUAUCAUUUCAUGCUGCAGUUACACAGUUUAUUAGCUGAAGAUAAUUGAGGCACAACCACCACAAUGACAAUGCUAUUAUAUUUUAAUAAAAUAUGAUUGGACUCAAUUGGUGCAGAUGGUUCUAACUGUGGAAUCCUACCAUGAGUGAUUGCUGGCUUAUAUCAUAAAAGACUCUUGUCCAAGGCACCUGAUAAGCUCUGAUUUUGCCUCUUGCAGAGAGGAUUAACGAGAUUGGACAGAUUCUGUCUGGAACAAGGCCAAUUGAGAAAGUUGUCCUUCUGAAUUUCAGACAUACAUGAGCUCUGAUCAUGGCAGUACGAGCCUCCGUCUUUACUCUCGCCACCCUGGUGGAUCUGCGUUGAUUACCCUGGCUUUGUUUCAAAUUGACUUGGUGGGUUGACAAAGUUUAAGUGCUGAUAAGAAUUGGGCUGACUACCUGUGGCUCACUACCUCACACAGCUUUUGAUUCCAGACAGCCAGAACCUUCCUCAGGUGACUGAAGCUCUCGCCUGGCAGUGUCCUUUCAUUAGCAGCUGAAUGACUUGCCCUGAAGAAAAGUUGUGAUGGAUUGGAAACACUUGGCUUCUUCCUCCACAGAGGCUGUCACACCUGCUGAGUUUGUUUAGCACUUUUUUUAUUUUCAAUUUCCAAUAUCUACAGUAUUUUGCUUUUAUCCUUCCUUCCUAACUCCCAAAACAAACACAACAAAUCUGCCCCAUACCCUUCCUCAGGCAGCUAGACCUUGCUUUUCACAAAAACUCAAUCCACUGCACAGAAGUGGCUUAAAUAAAACCGUCCAACAAGCAGGGACAUAGAUUCGCACUCAACCAGGAAGGAAUGGAGCCCUGUCCCUGUAAAUAGUCUGUUUGCAAAAGUUUGCACCAUGGUCUGUAUUAACUGAGUGCUCACAGCCUUAAACACUACAUCUGCUUGACUGCGUUUGGCCAUCAGAAGAUGUGAUUACUUUAAUUCUACCUGUAAUGUGCUUUAUCAAAACCUAUUGCUUCAUAUGCAAUGAAUUGCUUUGAAGCGUUGACAGUUAAUGUGGCUAAAUGUAGCAUGAGCAUUGUUUGUGUGGUUCUGUUUAAAUAUACUCGUGAGUAUGACACACCACAAGCACAGGCCGCAGGCUGAAUUGUUUGGUCUGUGUUUGCAGUCUGAGAUCUUGAAUCUUCAAAGCAUGUUGCAUGAAAGUGGUCAUUUGGCUUUUCUGUCUCUAAGAAACCAGCCUCCGCUUUCAUUCCAGUGCUUUUGGUGAGGGUUGAAAGGAGUGUUUUGAAGGAGCAAAGCAGUUGAUAAAACCUCAGUUGUUUGUAUGACAUCAGUGAACGAAGGUGUGUGUCAACGUCUUGGUUUGGAAGUUGUGACGUUCCAGUAACAUUGUGCAUGAAGUCACUGGGAAUAAAAGACCAAGAAAUCAUUCUGCAUUCUACUGUUAAAAGGCAGUGGUUAUAGACUUUGUUUCUCCUAUGAUCAAAACACAAUACUCUGCUCUGCUAUUCUAGUGAGAUUGGAGCUUUACUGUAAGAAAAGCAUUUGACUGUCAGCUUUUUUAUUCAACGAGCCUUUUUUUUUGGCAUCCACCCAUACUCUAAUUCUGAAAUGAAGAACAAGCUGCAAUAUAUUUACCUUUCUCUUCACCCACACAGGGAGGGGGAGAAUGCAUUUCUGCAUAUCUUUUCAAAAUAGCCUGCAACUUGAUUCAGCAACAUGAACAUUGCCCCUUCAUUUAUCGGUGUGCUGGAUUUGAAGAGAGUUAAAUACCCACUGCUUCAGCAUAAAGAUUGAGUCGAUCACAGUUUCCAUUGCAAGCACUGAGAAUGACAACUGGGCAGUGAUGAAAAAUCAUUAUUUCUGCUGUUUCAUAUCUGCUUGUUGGGAGUUCUGAUGCAAUAAUGUUUCAUCGACAGAAAGUGAUACUGUGAAAGGAAACGUACGCACCACGCAUUAUUGAUCUCUGGCAGGAAACAUGCCAACAUUUCCUCCAUCUCAUGUAUACACGGCCCCACACGCAUACAUACCUGCCUAGGUGCGCAGGAAGAUGUGCGCAAGCUUAUCUGUGCAUAUACAGAGGAACCUUGAUUAGCCAAAUGAGAUGGCGGACUCUAUUUCAUUUGGAUAGUUGAUUAUUCGGUUAAUUUAUUCAGUGCCUCACUCAGACACUGAGUUUUCUCAAGUUUCCUUUUUCCUCGCUCUGCCUGCUUUGCUCCCCCUCUCUGUCUCAGGGUUUGUUCUGAGCAGAGGCACGUGUGUAAGGGACCUGCAGCAUUGCUGAACCUCCCCACCCACCUACCCAAUCAGUUCAAUGGGAUUGACAUGGCAAGCACUUACUAAGUCCGCUUUUCAGGACAAUAUUUGAGAGAUGAUCUGGGGAAGCGGGGUUUACGGUACCCCCCCUGUGUAGAACUCCAGGGGAGUUGAGGAGAGAGA
This is a messenger RNA of Chiloscyllium plagiosum (whitespotted bambooshark), 6696 nucleotides long. RefSeq names its product LIF receptor subunit alpha a (gene lifra). The record is from RefSeq and is a predicted model, not a curated record. Gene Ontology annotation, molecular function: protein binding. NCBI's taxonomy places the organism in Eukaryota, Metazoa, Chordata, Chondrichthyes, Orectolobiformes, Hemiscylliidae.